AUGGCAUGUCUCACGGAGAACGCCCCAAUGGAGUGCGGUGGCCGCAGUCUUUGUCCACACCCGUGCCGCUGUGCCGAUGGUAUCGUGGAUUGCCGAGAGAAAAGCCUCGCGACAGUACCGACAACCCUCCCAGAGGACACUACGGAGCUCCGCCUCGAGCAGAACGACAUCACCGAGAUCCCACCGAAAGCGUUCGCCAACCAUCAGCGCCUUAAGCGGAUCGACUUGUCGAACAAUAAUAUUUCGCGAGUAGCCUACGACGCCUUCAGCGGGCUGAAGUCCUUAACGUCGCUCGUUCUUUAUGGUAAUAAAAUCAAGGAUUUACCGGCGAGUGUUUUCAAAGGAUUAGGGUCCCUCCAGCUGCUGCUGCUCAACGCCAACGAAAUCAGUUGCGUGCGAAGGGACGCUUUCAAGGAUCUGCAUAAUCUCAGCCUGUUGUCGCUGUACGAUAACAGCAUUCAGUCGCUGGCGAACGGCACUUUCGACUCGCUGCGAAGCAUUCAAACACUACAUUUGGCCCGCAACCCGUUCAUUUGCGAUUGCAACCUACGCUGGUUGGGCGACUAUCUGCACCAGAAUCCCAUCGAAACCAGUGGCGCUCGGUGCGAUGCACCGAAGCGUAUGCAGCGCCGUCGGAUUGAAGCACUGAAGGACGAAAAGUUUAAAUGCACGGACGAUUACAGCAAGAUAAAGUACUCCGGCGAGUGUCGUAUGGAUCAGGAGUGCCCAGCUGCGUGCCAUUGCGACCGUACGACCGUAGACUGCUCGGCACGUGGACUGAAGGAGAUUCCACGCGAUAUUCCUCUCUACACCACGGAGCUGCUGCUGAACGACAAUGAGCUAAAUCGGAUCAAAUCGGACGGGCUGUUUGGUCGGCUGCCAAAUCUGGUGAAGCUUGAUCUCAGGCGGAACCAAAUCUCCGGCAUUGAACCGAACGCCUUCGAGGGUGCCACUAAGAUACAGGAGCUCUUCCUGAGCGAGAACAAAAUCGCGGAAGUGCACAACAAGAUGUUUCUGGGCCUCCACCACUUGAAAACGCUCUCACUGUACGACAACAUCGUAACGUGCGUCAUGCCCGGAUCGUUUGAUUAUCUGACCUCCCUGACGCAGCUCAAUCUGGCCUCCAAUCCUUUCCGUUGCAACUGUCACCUGGCGUGGUUCUCCGAUUGGUUGCGCAAGAAGCAGCUGAGUGGACCGCAGGCGCGCUGUACCUCGCCGUCGAAGGUGCGCGAUAUGCCGAUCAAAGACUUACCGCACUUUGACUUCAAGUGUACCUCCGACAUGGACCAGGGUUGCCUGGGCGAAGGGUACUGCCCACCAUCCUGCACCUGCACCGGCACUGUGGUGCGAUGUUCAAGGAACAAACUGAAGGAGAUUCCGAAGUCCAUUCCUGCGGAAACGACCGAACUUUAUCUGGAGUCGAACGAAAUCUCCAUGAUCCACGCCAAUCGCAUCAGCCACCUGAAAUCUCUGACUCGGCUUGACUUGAGCAACAACAACAUUGCGAUACUAUCAAACUACACGUUUGCCAACCUUAGCCGGCUUUCAACGCUCAUCAUCAGCUACAACGACCUGCAGUGUGUUCAACAACACGCGCUGUCCGGCUUAAACAAUCUAAAGGUGCUCUCGUUGCACGGAAAUAAAAUCUCAAUGAUCCCAGAGGGUACCUUCAACGAUCUGCAGUCCAUCACUCAUAUUGCACUCGGAAGUAACCCACUGUACUGCGAUUGCUCUCUCCGGUGGCUAUCGGAGUGGGUCAAGCGGGACUACGUCGAGCCGGGUAUUGCACGUUGCGCCGAACCGGAACCGAUGAAGGAUAAACUGAUCCUUUCCACACCGGCCAAUCAGUUUGUGUGCUCGGGCAAGGUGAACAACGAGAUACUGUCCAAGUGUGACGCUUGCUACACGUUCCCGUGCAAAAACGAGGCCGUCUGCAGUGCGCUGCCGGAGCGACAGUACGAGUGCCGUUGCAAACCGGGCUACCACGGGACGCACUGUGAGUUUAUGAUCGAUGCCUGCUACGGAAACCCGUGUCGCAACAACGGUACUUGCACGGUGUUGGAAGAAGGACGCUUCAGUUGCCAUUGUCUGAGCGGCUACAGUGGAUCGCGGUGUGAGGUUAACAUCGACGAUUGCGUUGGGCACAAGUGUCAGAACAAUGGGACGUGUGUCGAUGGUGUGAACUCGUACAGCUGUUCGUGCGCCCCCAGUUACACGGGCGAGCACUGUGACAGCAAAAUUGAGUUCUGCAGCAAGGAUUUCAACCCCUGCCAGAACAGUGCCCGGUGUGUGGACCACUCGACGCACUACACUUGCGACUGCUUGCCGGGCUAUCGGGGGGUGAACUGUUCGGAGAACAUUGACGAUUGCGUCAACCACAUGUGCCAGAACGGGGGAACGUGCGUGGAUGGAAUUAACGACUACACCUGCAAGUGUCCGACGGAUUUCACGGGGAAAUUCUGCGAGGGGACCCCGAUGGUGGCGAUGAUGUACCCGCAGACGUCUCCGUGCCAACAGCACGAGUGCAAGUUCGGUGUCUGCUUCCAACCGAACCCAUCGAGUGCGGACUAUAUUUGCAAGUGUGCGCCGGGUUAUUCGGGCAAGCGGUGCGAAUAUCUGACCAGUCUGACGUUCUUGCACAACAACUCGUUCGUGGAGCUGGAACCGUUACGCACGAAACCGGAAGCGAACGUGACGAUCGUCUUCAGCAGCACACAGCAGAACGGCGUGCUCAUGUACGAUGGACACAACGAACAUCUGGCGGUAGAGCUGUUCAAUGGGCGUAUCCGUGUUAGCUACGAUGUGGGCAACGAUCCCGUUUCGACGAUGUACAGCUUCGAGAUGGUGGCCGAUGGCAAGUACCACAUGGUGGAGCUGUUGGCGAUCAAGAAGAACUUUACGCUCCGUGUCGAUCGCGGUCUGGCACGGUCGAUCAUCAACGAGGGCUCGAAGGACUAUCUGAAACUGACGAGCUCAAUGUACUUGGGGGGUCUACCAGCGGAACCGGGCCAGCAAGCGUAUAAACAGUGGCACCUGCGCAACCUGACCAGCUUCAAAGGUUGCAUGAAGGAGGUGUGGAUCAACCAUAAACAGGUGGACUUCCUGAACGCCGCCCGGCAGCAAAAGAUCACUCCCGGGUGUGCACUGUUGGAUCAGGACAGUGAGGGCGAAAUGGACGAUGACUUUGUGCAGGAAACGGCGGUGAUGCUCAAAGAGAUUAACCCUUGCGAGAACCAUCAGUGCAAACGUGGCGGCAAGUGUGUGGCGAACGGUAAGGGUGGCUACACGUGCAAGUGUAAGAAGGGCACCAAGGGCAAAUACUGCGACCAAGCUGGCUCAACGUGUCGCAAAGAGCAGGUGCGUGAGUACUACACCGAAAAUGACUGCCGGUCGAGGCAGCCCCUAAAGUACGCCAAGUGUGUCGGAGGAUGCGGCAACCAGUGCUGUGCCGCCAAAGUCGUGCGUCGACGAAAGGUACGCAUGGUGUGCCGAAACAACACCAAAUACAUCAAGCACCUGGAUAUUGUGCGAAAGUGCCACUGUACGAAGAACGGCGAGACGAGCCCACACGGCCAGCAGGCUACUGGCAUCCUAGGAUUAAAUUUGUCUAGUGUAAGUGAAGUUAGUUUAAGUGCUACGCCACCACCACCACCAGCGAGUGGCAGCACGCCCCCUAGUGAUAAGUGGAUAAACUUUGAGGUCGAUUACGACGGUGAGCUGAUGCAGAAUGAUGCACCAGCUGCAGAAGCAGAACCGUCGUCCCUAGCGGUGAUACCAAUCGCUGGCACACUGGAACCAAACUCGAGCACCUUCAAACUGCCCGCGGACGAGUUCCACCGGGUGAUGAAUAAGCUCGAGGAGCUGAAGGAGAAGCCACUGUUCAGUGAGGAUGAACUUGAGGAGGCUACCGAAGAGGACGAUCUGUUCGACGACGAAGACUACGACCUGGAGGAGGUCAUCCGUCGGCAGAAGCAGAAGCUCGAGGAAAGUCGUCGUAAGGCGGGCAUCGUCGAUGAGGAAGACGACGAUUACUACGACGACUACAGCGCCGAGAUGGACGACGAGGAGCGUCGCGCUCGGGAGAAGUUGCUAGCAUCCGUCACCGGAUCGGCGGACGGCUCGCUGGGCAAGCCGGACCCGGAAAAGGAAGAACGGGCGAUGCAGGACUACCUGAGUACCAUCCGGAGUAAGUCGACACCGCAUCGGUUUAAGUCAAACUUUGAAGACUUUGACAAUGGGGCGGACGGUGAAACGGUGCUCUCGGGUGGAAUUGGUCAUCGAAAGUUGCGCAAAAACGAUUCCAUUAAAAUCAUCUCGACGCCCAACGGAAAGGUCGGCAUCGUGUACAAGGUGGAGGCGAAGGCGAGCGACAACGAAACGGCCACCAAGGGUGGGCUCGAGAGCGGUGCCAACGGUGCGGGUACCGAACAGCGACAAAACAAGAUCACACCGGUCAUCACGGCCGACGGAAAGGUGGCACUGCUGUACCGGGGCGCCUCCGACAAUGGCGAUACGUUCCGCAACAAGUACGAGCCGAUCACGGCUAAGGACCUACUACAAUUGAUCGACAAUAAUAACAAUAGUAAUGGCAGCUCGCCGACCACCGCCCCCAGUGGCAGCGCCGACAGUAACACUAACAGCAGUAUUAAAAAUAUUACCAAUAAUAAUAUUUAUAAUAGUCAUAAUAAUUACGAUAAAAGUUAUGGUACUUUUAAUAGAAACAUCAAUAACAAUGUGAUCGUCGAUUCCGAUCGGUCCGUGGGGGCUGCGGUUGAGUCGCAGGAGACCAGUGGCGCGAACGGGCGAGCGGAAGUGGCCACCGUGGCGUACCCGUGGGCUACGACGCCCAUGGCGCGGUUAACGAGCAGUACGGAGCCACCGGCGAGUAGCCCGGUAGCGAGCGAAGAGACCGCCGGCGGAGGGUGGUUCGGGUCGAUAGACCCGUACGUCCCGGGAAGCGGUUCCGACCGGCAGGAGAACACACUGCUCAUCAAUCGCCCGCUAUCGGAGGUGCUGGGCAUCCGCAAGAAUCAGUACGCGGAAGGGAACACGAUCAAGAUACCAAAUAUGGAAACAUCCACCAACAAGAUGCGCAUCACGCACGGUAACAAUCUGCUGUCCUCGUUGCUGCACAACCUGCAGCACGGCCUCUCGUCGUCGAACGGAACGAACGCUGGCGGGUCCGGGGAUCACCUGGACAAUCGACAUCACGCGGAGGAGGAUCGUCGUCGGGCCGGUUAUAGUGUGAACGGUUUCAGCCGGUCCAGGUUCUACAUCAACCGACGAACGACGCCGGCGUUGCCACCGCGGGUGAUCAAGGAGGAAGAAAGCGAGGAAGACACGUUCACUGGGGUGGACGACAAUACGCUGCCCGAGGUGAUUAACCUGGCCAUCAUCCCAGCGUUCGAGCACGAAAUCGACGAGAAGUACAUCCGACCCAACAACCACGGUGACUACCACCGGCGCCACCAUCGGCAUCAGUACAACGUGGCCCCGGGCCAACCUGCAGUGCACUGCGCCAUGCAAGCGCUGGUGGCGUGUGCCGUGCUGGCCACGUUCUUCGGUAUCGUCGGCACGUACUUCAAGGUGCGCGUCGUGGAUCACAUACGGGUGCUCUACUGGUAG
Anopheles bellator is the source of this 5625-nucleotide messenger RNA. Its product is annotated as protein slit-like. The transcript is spliced from 16 exons. Gene Ontology annotation, molecular function: Roundabout binding; heparin binding; calcium ion binding. NCBI's taxonomy places the organism in Eukaryota, Metazoa, Arthropoda, Insecta, Diptera, Culicidae. The coding region runs from base 1 to 5625 and encodes 1874 amino acids. The record is from RefSeq and is a predicted model, not a curated record. Gene Ontology annotation, biological process: axon guidance.